This is a messenger RNA of Orycteropus afer afer, 816 nucleotides long. Its product is annotated as all-trans-retinol dehydrogenase [NAD(+)] ADH7-like. Lineage: Eukaryota; Metazoa; Chordata; Mammalia; Tubulidentata; Orycteropodidae. The record is from RefSeq and is a predicted model, not a curated record. Gene Ontology annotation, cellular component: cytosol. Gene Ontology annotation, molecular function: all-trans-retinol dehydrogenase (NAD+) activity; zinc ion binding. Gene Ontology annotation, biological process: retinoic acid metabolic process; retinol metabolic process.
AUGAGCACUGCUGGAAAGGUUAUUAAAUGCAAAGCAGCUGUGCUAUGGGAACCGAAGAAACCCUUUUCCAUUGAGGAAAUAGAAGUUGCCCAACUAAAAGCUAAAGAAGUUCGCAUUCAGCUUUUGGCCACAGGAAUCUGUCGCACAGAUGACCACGUGAUCAAAGGACUAAUGGUGUCUAAGUUUCCAGUUAUUGUGGGUCAUGAAGCAACUGGGGUUGUGGAGAGCAUUGGAGAAGGAGUCACUACUGUGAAGCCAGAGACACUUGCUUCUUUUGAGAUCCUCUUGAAUGCCAAGCUCUUUCCUGUCACCCCUGGCUCCACUUGUGUUGUUUUUGGCCUGGGAGGAGUUGGCCUUGCGGUCAUCACGGGCUGUAAGUCAGCUGGUGCAUCCAGGAUCAUUGGAAUUGACAUCAACAAAGACAAAUUUGAAAAGGCCAUGGCUGUAGGAGCCACUGAGUGCAUCAGCCCCAAGGACUACACCAAACCUAUCAGUGAGGUGCUGUCAGAAAUGACAGUCAACACUGUGGGGUACACUUUUGAAGUAAUUGGGCAUCUUGAAACCAUGGUGAGAGAAAUUUAUGCAGUCCCUAGUUUACAAACGAGUUUCAUCCCUAAACCAGUCUUUAAAGAAAAUGUGUGCUUAUUUACAGGUUGGAAAAGCAAAGAUGAUGUUCCCAAAUUAGUGACUGAUUUCAUGGAAAAGAAAUUUGACCUGGAUCAGUUGAUAACCCACAUUUUACCUUUUAAAAAAAUCAACGAAGGAUUUGAACUGCUUUAUUCAGGCCAAAGCAUUCGGACCAUCCUGACAUUUUAA